CCUUUCCGUCCCGCGGGGUCCUGGCAGGAGUGGCCGAAGGAGCCUUCUUCCUCCUCCUCCUCCUCCUCUUCCCUCGCAGAGCCGUGCCUCGGCCGGCAUGGAGGGGGCCGGGGGUCUUCCUCCUCCUCCUCCUUCUCUUCUUCCUGGGUCCAGCAGCUAGGAAGAGAGAGACCCCCGACCCUCCCGGCCAUGGCCCAACGCCUCCUCCCGGCGCUCCUCCUGGCCGCCUUCGCCGCAUCCUCCACUGGAGCCCUUCUCCCGGGAGAGGAGUCCCCCUUCGAUGGUGAUGAUGACGACGACAGUGAGGUGGUCUUUCCAGUGAAGGUGGAUGAGGGCGGGCGCUUCCUCUCCUUCGACCUGACCCACAGGCUGCUCUCCAAGCGGGACGCCUUCUCUCCGCAGAGCCGCCCUUCGGCCUUCUACCGACUUUUCCUGGGAGGGCAGCCCCUGCGCUUCGCCCUCAGCCUCAAUAGCCACCUCUUGGCCCCAGGCUUUGUCAGCGAGAGGCGCCGCCGCGGGGGCCUCGCCCAGGCCAGGAUCCGGGCCCCGGGCCCCAACCCCUGCCACAUGAACGGGAAGGUACGCAGCCGGGGCCGAGGUGGCGGGAUGGCUGCCCUCAGCACCUGCGGCGGAGGAAUGAAAGGCAUAUUCCGGCUUGCGAAUGAAGACUUUUUCAUUGAGCCGCUGACCACAAACAAACCAAGAGGGAACUCAGCCCGUCCACACAGAAUAUACAGACGCCACGCUCCAGAGUUUGAGGCAGAAGAGCUCAUUUCGGUGGCGAGCCAGACACCAUCUGCUUUGGCCCAGAAGUGCGGAGCACGAGAAAGCCUUGAAGACUCAGAGAAGCAGAGAGAAAAGUGGGAGGAGAAGCAGCGGCGGAAGCGGCGGAUCACACAGCGCUCAGUCAGCAAAGAGAAAUGGGUGGAGACGUUGGUGGUGGCUGACACCAAGAUGGUGGAGUACCAUGGUGUUGACCAUGUUGAGAAAUACGUCCUGACCGUCAUGAACAUGGUGGCUGGUUUGUUCCACGACGCCAGCAUUGGGAACCCAAUCCACAUCUCCGUUGUGCGCCUGAUCUUUUUGGAAGAGGAGGAGGAGGACCUCAAAAUCACCCACCACGCAGACAACACCUUGAGAAGCUUCUGCAAGUGGCAGAAAGCCAUCAAUAUCAAAGGGGACUCUCACCCGCUGCACCACGACGUGGCCAUCCUGCUCACCAGGAAGGAUCUCUGCACUGCCAUGAACCACCCUUGCGAGACGCUGGGCCUGUCGCACGUCUCUGGCAUGUGCCAGCCGCACCGGAGCUGCAACAUCAAUGAGGACACGGGGCUCCCAUUGGCCUUCACUGUGGCACAUGAACUGGGACACAGUUUUGGGAUUCAACAUGACGGAAGCGGCAAUGACUGUGAGCCAGUGGGGAAAAGACCUUUCAUCAUGUCUCCACAGCUCCUGUACGACGCCUCGCCCCUCACCUGGUCCCACUGCAGCCGGCAGUACAUCACCCGCUUCCUCGACCGGGGCUGGGGGCUCUGCCUGGAUGACCCUCCCACCAAAGACGUCAUCGACUUCCCCUCCGUUCCGCCAGGGGUCCUUUAUGACGUCAGCCACCAGUGCCGCCUCCAGUAUGGGCCUUACUCCACUUACUGCGACGACAUGGACAGCGUCUGCAAUACUCUCUGGUGCUCUGUGGGGAACACUUGCCACUCCAAGCUGGAUGCUGCUGUCGAUGGCACCAAAUGCGACGAGAACAAGUGGUGCUUCGAUGGCGACUGUGUCCAUGUCGGCUACCGGCCGGAGUCCACCAAUGGAGGCUGGUCAGCCUGGGGCUCCUGGGCCAGCUGCUCCCGGACUUGCGGAGCUGGAGUGCAGAGUGCGGAAAGGCAGUGCGACAGCCCCAUGCCAAAAUAUGGUGGAAGGUAUUGCCUGGGAGAACGGAAGCGUUUCCGGGUCUGCAACACCCAGCCCUGCCCUGCGGAGCAGCCUUCUUUCCGGCAGAUUCAGUGCAGCCGCUUUGACGCCCGGCCCUACAAGGGGAAGUUCUACAAAUGGACUCCCGUUCCUCAUAACAGUAGCCCCUGCGAACUACACUGCCGCCCGGAGAAUGAGUAUUUUGCCGAGAAGCUCCGGGAUGCUGUCUUUGAUGGAACCCCCUGCUAUGAAGGGACGUCCAGCCGGGAUUUGUGCAUCAAUGGGAUUUGCAAGAAUGUGGGCUGUGACUAUGAAAUCGACUCCUAUGCGGCUGAAGAUCGGUGCGGUGUUUGUCGAGGGGAUGGCUCCACCUGCCAGACAGUGACCAAGACCUUUGAGGAACGCGAGGGAUUGGGCUACGUUGAUGUGGGACUGAUCCCGGCUGGAGCCCGAGAGAUCCAGAUCGAGGAAGUGGCCGAAGCGGAAAACUUCCUGGCCUUGAGGAGCGAGGAUCCAGAGAAGUACUUCCUGAAUGGCGGCUGGACCAUCCAGUGGAACGGCGAGUACAAGGUGGCUGGGACCACCUUCACCUACGAACGGAUGGGGAACUGGGAGAAUCUCACCUCCCCAGGACCUACCCGGGAGCCCGUCUGGAUACAGCUCUUGUUCCAGGAGAAGAACCCAGGCGUCCGCUACCAGUAUACCAUUCAGAGGGAAUCAGAGGCCGAGAACGAGAUUGUGCCAGCCGAGUUCUCCUGGAAAUACGGUCCCUGGACCAAAUGCACCGCCACCUGUGGCACAGGGGUCCAAAGGCAGAUGGUGCACUGCAUGGAGAAGGUGGCUGGAGCCGUGGAAGAGCACUACUGUGAGGGGCUCGGCCGGCCGGACGACAAGCAGAGGAGCUGCAGUGAGGACCCCUGUCCAGCCAGGUGGUGGACAGGUGAAUGGCAGUCAUGUUCUGCCACUUGUGGGGACUCUGGCCUGGUCAAGAGGACGGUCCUCUGCAUCCAGAGUGUGGCCCUGGAUGAGCAGAAGGCCCUGCCACCGAGCCACUGCCAGCACCUCUCCAGGCCGGACGCCACAGCCCCCUGCAACCGAGAGGUCUCUUGCCCGGCAAAGUGGGCCACUGGCAACUGGUCCGAGUGUUCGGUGACCUGUGGAAGUGGAGCUCAGAGACGCCCUGUCUACUGCCCCCGUGACGCCAGGGCCAGCUGCGACCCCUUGCAAAGGCCGGCCUCCGAAAUGUCUUGCGUGAAGCUGCCAUGCCGAAAUAGUAAUAAUAAUAAUAAGGUGGAAAACACCCUUCCAGACUGGUCUGGGAGUGGCUCCUCCAACGAGAUCAACUUCAUCCCUGAGCGCCCAAUGCCCAGAUUCAGCCCGUCCUCGCCCAGGUCCGAAGACCUCAACGUCAUCACCGAGGAGGACUUUUCAUCUCCCGACAGCAAUCAAAAGGGGAACGUCUUUGUGGAUGACUUUUACUACGACUAUAAUUUCAUCAAUUUCCAUGAAGACCUCUCUUAUGACUCAAUCGGGGAAGAUUACAGUAGGAAAACUGAGACAGUCCCAGACGUUGAGGUGAAGACUGUGAGCAAUGCAAAGGAGGAUUCUCCAGAGACGGGGCCCUCUUUCCUCCCAACCAUGAAGGUAGAAGAUGGAAGCAGAAGCUUGCCAACUCCAGUUUCUGAACAAAAGAACAAACAAGAAGCUGUCAAGGUUGAGGGGAGCAACAUCAAUGCCAGUUUGCCCAAUUCCCUUGGCUCUGUUGCUGACACCUCAACCAGGCCCUCCAUUCCAGAGCAAAGGGAAGGCACCCAGACAGAAGAUCCUUCGCCCACAUCAGCCGCAACAAGGAAUUUCCUCAUUGGAAACAGUCACCGUUCCUCCACUAAAGAGACCUCGGAAAACCUUUCCGAAGAGGACGGGCUGUCUCCAACUUCCCUUCCUUCGUUGGCCAAUAUGAAUCCCAGUUUGCCUUCUGGCAAAGGAAACAAUGGCGAUGAAUUUGUAACAGCACAGCUUCCCGACAGUAGGAUGGAAGAUCCUGAAGGUUCAGCGCUUCCCAAUGGCUCGUGGAAGACGACAGAGAGCGGCAAGGAGGAGGCAAGCAUUACCCUUGCGGUCCCGAUAGAACGUGGGGACAGUCCAGCAACUCCAGAUGCCCAGAUUAGUUUGGUCACAACUGUAGCUCCAAGAUCGAAGCAGUGGUCUUUCCAGGUCUCCUCCCAGGGAAUGCCUUUUGCAGGAACGACCCCUGCCCUUUCCAUCCAGGACACGGCUGACUAUCCUGGCUCACCUGCACCCCAGAAAGAACUGUUUCUAUCUCAUGGUCCAAGGCUACAGUUGCCUGCUGCACCUACGUCUCUGGCACAGGGCUCUACCUCACCUGGCCCUCUGCUUCCCAAGCCAACCUCACCAAGAUCGAAGGAACCCAGUGAGAUGAAAAUAGACUCGGAAAAUAGGAACCUUUAUUUUCCUGGUGGGCAAGAAUUCCUCGGGGGCAGGAACGAAAGCGCACCCAACGGGCUCGACUGGGUCUUUGCUGGUCUUGAGCCCAACCUCACGGUGGCGUCUUCAGCAGCACCAUCUUCUGUCGCGGCAGCUGUCUUCAAUGCCAGCUGGAAAGCCGGAAACUGGAGCGAGUGCUCCACCACCUGUGGCCUGGGGGCCAUAUGGAGGACCGUGCACUGCAGCACUGGGGAUGAGAAGGACUGCAACGCAGCCAGGAGGCCCGUUCCGGCCCGAAGGUGCUACCUGAGGCCCUGCUCCACCUGGAGAGUGGGAAACUGGAGCAAGUGCUCCAAGGCCUGCGGAGGCGGAGUGAAGGUCCGGGAUGCCCAGUGCGUCGACACCCGAGAUCAGCGCCCCUUACGCCCCUUCCAUUGCCAGGCUGUCCCCUCCAAGCCUCCGACGCGCAUGCCUUGCCACACCGAUCCUUGCCUCGGAUGGUACACUUCUGCCUGGAGAGAAUGCUCUGAGCUGUGCGGAGGAGGAGAGCAGGAGCGCCUGGUCACCUGCCCUGAGUUUGGACGGUGUGACGAAGCCCUCCGGCCCAACGCUACCAGGCCAUGCCACAACCAACCCUGCACCAAGUGGACAGUGGGGCCCUGGGGCCAGUGCUCGGUCUCGUGUGGUGGGGGCAUCCAGCGGAGGCAAGUGAAGUGCAUGAACACUAAGACAGGUGAAGCAGAAGAGGACCGGAGCCGCUGCAGCCACGAACGUUGGCCGGAAAAUAUCCAGAAGUGCAGCCCGCAAGACUGCAGCCUCGGUGAGCCGAGUAAGUGGAGCAGAGGCCGUGGGAUUGUUUCCUGAAUUGAGUCACCUGGACCCCAAGUCUGACCUCCUCUAGGCCUCUCUGGGAGGUUUAUUGGGCCAAAAAAUGGUGCUAAACCCCAGUCCUACAGGAUUCAUGGGGUAGAUACUUAGCUUUUCUUGUUGAUAGACUGAACACAGAAUCCCAACCAAAUUAGUCCUGCUGUUGCACUCCUGGCCUGGAAAUACCAAUGACCACUGCACCACACAAGAGUCCAAGAAUAUAAGCAAACAGUUUAUUAUAGAAACACAUAAAAAGCAUAUGAAAUUCAGGAAUAAGGAAGGAAGAUAUAUAAUCCAAAAAUGGUUUAGCAACAGGUGAAAACCAAACAGUAAUCCAAAUGUCUCAUAAAGUUCCAGAGGUGACAAAGUCCAGGAACAGCCAGAAAUCACAGGUACAGCAUAAGUUCACCAGCAAGAAGGUAUAACUAGUAAAAAUGUGAACAGGAGUACAUGGAACAUAUAAGAUUUCCAGGAUAUAUUAAAUCCAAAGCCAAGGCUAGACUUGAACCAGGAACAAGAGAACUCAGGCUUAGUUUAUCACUCUAAUGCAGCAUUGCCUGAACUGUCCUGACGGUAAACAACUUAUUGUUUAAUAGACAUCCAUGAAAGCAUUAUGUCUUCCGUGAAUUUUCUCCACAAUUUUCCCACAUAAUCUCUCUGACCAAUACAAUUUAUUUUUGGCUCUGAUUUGUAAAUAAGGACUUUUGUUGAUCUCUGUGGCUACAGGUAGUUUCUCCUGGGAACCCUCCCUAUCAUUCAGCUCUUCACUUGCUGCCUUAUCUGCUGUUGCUACUUCUGACUCCCCUGAAAGACCUUGAGGCCCUGCGCUUUCCAAGCCAGUUUUCUCACAGAGAGAACCAUAAUUUCCCAGACUUGAGAGCCCAUCACUUUGUGCCAAAGGAAAGCUCUCAGUCCUCUCUAAAUCAUCAGUUAAACCAUCAUCUUCUGGGUGAUCUACAACACCUGCCUUGUCCUCUCUCCUUGUCCAGGCGUUUCCUGCGACCGUGACCGGCUCUCCUUCGGUUUCUGC
This is a messenger RNA of Anolis sagrei ordinatus, 6253 nucleotides long. Lineage: Eukaryota; Metazoa; Chordata; Lepidosauria; Squamata; Anolidae. The record is from RefSeq and is a predicted model, not a curated record.